UAUUGUAUAGAAAUUCUAAUUUCAAUAAUAAUUUUGUUACAGAACAUCGUGAUGAAAGUAGUUAGUCUUCAAUUACCGUCGGGACCCAGUAUGGAGCGGUUACCGCUACCAUUUAGCCCGACGGAACUUCUAUGGAGGUACCCAUUACCUUGGGCACCGCCUCCACCAUCACCUCUCGGCGAUACAAAGGCCCAAUUACCAGCUGGUCUCCCUCCAGAACCAAGAUUAUGGACUCGCGAAGAUGUUGCCGUUUUCUUAAAAUGGUGUGAGAGGGAGUUCGACUUGCCUAACUUCGAUAUGGAUCUAUUUCAAAUGAAUGGUAAAGCCCUUUGUCUUCUAACAAAAACUGAUUUGGGAGAACGUUGCCCUGGAGCUGGUGAUGUUUUACAUAAUGUUCUACAAAUGUUAGUACGCGAUGCAGCCUUACUUGGGAGAGUACCAUCCUCGCCAGUGACGCCUACAGCGCGCGCGGCUCCAUACCCCCCAUCGCCACAUUCACACCCCCCAACCCCUACUUGGGCAGUAGAUGGGUUCCACCACUUUCACAGUGCCGCUGCUGCGGCAGCUCAGCCUAAUUCUGUUACAUUAAGUCCAGCACCAUCGGUGGAUAGUUCUGGAAGCCCUCAAAGAGGAGAAGCUAUGAACUACGCCCCUGCUUAUGCUCCACCAGUACCCGUAACUGCUCAAGCUGUUAGUUCUGGAAGUAAUCACUCGGAUUCGGAUGAAGAAGCCCAGUUUUCGGCACCUCGGUCACCGAAGGAAACUGCUUUAACGAGCCCUGCGCCGCAAACACAUGUUGCGCAACAACACACGCAUUACCGAACUCAACAUCGGGAAUUCUUUCCAAACGAUAUGCCCGAAUCUAACACAAAUGGUAGACUUCUAUGGGAUUUCUUGCAACAACUUUUAAAUGAUCCUACGCAAAGAUACACAAAUUACAUUGCGUGGAAAAAUAGAGAAACGGGCGUUUUUAAGAUAGUAGAUCCAGCUGGUCUUGCUAAGCUUUGGGGUAUUCAAAAAAAUCAUUUGUCAAUGAAUUAUGACAAAAUGUCACGUGCUCUACGAUACUACUAUCGUGUCAAUAUACUAAGAAAAGUACAAGGGGAACGACAUUGUUACCAAUUUUUAAGAAACCCAACGGAACUGAAAAACAUAAAAAAUAUUUCACUACUACGGCAACAAAUGAGUCCAACUCGCGUUGCACAACAAGCAGCGGUAAAAACGGAAAUGAAAGAAGAGCGAUGUGAAGAGGAUAACGUUGAUGAAGAUAUGCCCACUGACUUAAGUAUGACGGCGUCAGAGCCCUGGAGGAAACGAGCUCGACCCGACCCACCCGCUCCUCACGACAAACAUCGUAUUAGUGCUCUCAUCGGCGAUAAUAUGAUGUUAAAAAGAGAAGCGGAGUAUAACAAUGAACAUUAUGCUCUCAAUUUAAAAAGUGAAAAAUGUGAACAAUGAUUUGUAAACAUGUGACAUAACAUAGAACACUCAGUGUGAUGUGUUUUAAAUUUUGAUUGUGCAAAAUGCUCCAUCUGCUGUAUUUUAGUCAAAUAUCUCUCAGUUAUAUUGGUCUUCCUUUAAAUAAUGAAUAUAAAUAGAAUUAUCCAAAAAUAUAAACACUGAGAGUAAUUUGAUAAAUAUGGUCAUUGGGGUAAAGACAGGGUAUGGACCUAUAAUGAUGCCUUUGUGCCAAGUGAUUUUUAUCUAAUAGUGUCAAUUACGUAACUAGUUAGCAAAAGAGGACAAGAAUUUAUUUGUGUUGAAGUCAUAAAGACUAUAUAAAUAUUUUGUGCAAUGGAUAAUUUUGUAAUUGCUGACUGAAAUCUUGCAGUUACAAUAAAAAAAUGUUGCCAAAAUCAUCUGUAGAGCUACAUCUAUCUGCGGAAUGCGUUGAAAUUGCAUUUUUCUAUUAAUUUAAUUAAGUAACAUAUGUUUAUUUUUGUUUUUUUUUUUUUUUUUAUAGAUUGCUGAAGAUUUAAAAAACAAUAUCACACGAAAUAUUAUUGUCUUCCAUUGUUUUGUUUUUUUGGCAAAAAAAUAAAUAAUUGUAGCAUGUGAAAUAUUUAAUUAAAGCUACCACAAUUAUAUUUGUUUUAUAAUUGGCAACUUCUAUUAUCAAAGAUUUUCAUCUACACUUGUUCUACAAAUUAUGUUAUAUAAUAAAUGUUAAAAAGACAAUAAUUUAACUAACCUACCUAAACAAUGCCUUGAAAUUCAAUCUAAAAUCCCACUGUGAUAAAAAGUAUGAUGUGGUAGUCUUAUAGAAUAUGCUAGGGCUUUUACUCAAUGAUUUCCAGCUACAAUUUUCUGUGAUCUCUUAUAACAAUAUAAGUAAAUAAUGUAAUAAAAGGUAAUAGAUAUCGUGUUUGUAAAUAUUAGUUAAAUAUAAAUUAGAAUAAGUGAACCAAAAUAAUGUAUGUAGAAUUUGUCAAACAAAAUGUGAAGCUUUAUCAAAGUACCUAGGUAACAGUAAGAAUAGUAACAAUCAAGUUUGUACUUUUACAAUAAUUUCUAUUUGGCGGUAGCCACGAUUUCCAAACUUGUACACAAUAAAAGUAAAUAUAAUCUAAAAUGUUGUGUCAGAUUAUAACCUAAAAUAAAUGGAAAUAAUAUUAUUGUAA
Messenger RNA from Melitaea cinxia (Glanville fritillary), 2621 nucleotides. It is a transcript of the gene aop, whose product is annotated as ets DNA-binding protein pokkuri. Gene Ontology annotation, cellular component: nucleus. Gene Ontology annotation, molecular function: sequence-specific DNA binding; DNA-binding transcription factor activity, RNA polymerase II-specific. The coding region runs from base 52 to 1458 and encodes 468 amino acids. The transcript has 4 exons. Gene Ontology annotation, biological process: regulation of transcription by RNA polymerase II; cell differentiation. The record is from RefSeq and is a predicted model, not a curated record. Lineage: Eukaryota; Metazoa; Arthropoda; Insecta; Lepidoptera; Nymphalidae.